Molecule: messenger RNA, 195 nt
Organism: Penicillium waksmanii
Lineage: Eukaryota; Fungi; Ascomycota; Eurotiomycetes; Eurotiales; Aspergillaceae
Product: 4F5 domain protein
Exons: 3
Coding region: 1-195 (64 amino acids)
Source: RefSeq, a predicted model, not a curated record
AUGACGCGGGGUAACCAGCGCGACUCCGAUCGGGCCAAGGCCCAAAAGAAGGCCAACGCCACGAAAGGAAAGAACACCAUGAGCGGAACUGAGUACCAAAAGACCAAGGAGGAUGCCGCGACCAUCAUGCGCGAGAAGCAGAAGAAGGCCGACGAGAAAAGAGCAGCUGAAGCAGCUGGUGGGAACAAGAAAUAA